AUGCUGCGAGGCGGACGGGGCGGGCAGCUCGGCCCGCACGGCCGGGUCAGAGGCCCGGGCAGCCUGCUGGCGUGGCUGAUGCUGGCCUCCGCGGGCGCUGCCUCCUGCCCCAAAGCCUGCUGCCCCCACGGCCCCUCGGGGCUGCGCUGCACCGGGCCCGGAGCCCUGAAAAGCCUCCGCUACCUGCCGGGCGCCGAGAACCUGACGGAGCUCUACAUCGAGAAUCAGCAGGAUCUGCAGCACCUGGAAUCCAAGGAUCUGAGGGGCCUGGGGGAGCUGCGAAGCCUCACCUUCGUGAAGAGUGGUCUCCGUUCCGUGGCGCCAGAUGCCUUCCACUUCACUCCUCUUCUCCGUCGCCUGAACCUCUCCUCCAAUUCUCUGGAGUCUCUCUCCUGGAAGACUGUCCAGGGCCUCUCUCUACAGGAACUGGUCCUGUCUGGGAACCCGCUGAACUGCUCCUGUGGCCUGCUCUGGCUCCAGCACUGGGAGGCUGAGGGGCGGGGCAGAGUUGCUGAGCAGAAGCUGCAGUGUGGGCAGCAGGAGCCCCUGGCCCUCCUAGCCAACAUCAGCUGUGGCGUGCCCAAGCUGAAGGUCCAGAAGCCCAACACAUCGGUGGAAGUGGGGGACAGCGUGGUGCUGCAGUGCCAGGUGCAGGGCCAGGAGCUGCAGAAGGUCAACUGGAUCGUCGGGGACCUGGAGGAGUCAGCCACGGUUGUGAUAUCCGAGGACCUGACAUCUCUGUGGCUGACCCUGAUCAAUGUCACCAGUGACCUCAACCGGAAGAACGUGACGUGCUGGGCGGAGAACGAUGUGGGCCGGGCGGAGGUCCCCGUCCAGGUCAAUGUCUCCUUCCCGGCCAGCGUGGAGCUGCACAAACCCGUGGAGCUGCACCACUGGUGCAUCCCCUUCUCCGUGGACGGGCAGCCGGCGCCCUCCCUGCGCUGGCUCUUCAACGGCUCCGUGCUCAACGAGACCAACUUCAUCUUCACCGAGUUCCUGGAGCCCGCGGCCAACGAGACCGUGCGGCAUGGCUGCCUGCGCCUCAACCAGCCCACGCACGUCAACAAUGGCAACUACACCCUGCUGGCCACCAACCCCUCGGGCCGGGCGGCUGCCUAUGUCAUGGCCGCCUUCAUGGACAACCCUUUCGAGUUCAACCCCGAGGACCCCAUCCCCGUGUCCUUCUCGCCAGCUGACAGUAACAGCACAGCGAAAGACCCAGUGGAGAAGAAGGAUGAGACGCCUUUUGGGGUCUCCGUGGCUGUGGGCCUGGCUGUCUUUGCCUGCCUCUUCCUUUCUACGAUGCUCCUCGUGCUCAACAAAUGCGGCCGGAGGAACAAGUUUGGGAUCAACCGCCCUGCUGUGCUGGCUCCGGAUGAUGGGCUGGCCAUGUCCCUGCAUUUCAUGACACUAGGUGGCAGCUCCCUGUCCCCCACUGAGGGCAAAGGCUCCGGGCUUCAAGGCCACAUCAUCGAGAACCCACAAUACUUCAGUGAUGCCUGCGUCCAUCACAUCAAACGGCGUGACAUUGUGCUCAAGUGGGAGCUGGGCGAGGGGGCCUUUGGGAAAGUCUUCCUGGCCGAGUGCCACAACCUGCUGCCGGAACAGGACAAGAUGCUUGUGGCUGUGAAGGCGCUGAAGGAGGUGUCAGAGAGCGCCCGGCAGGACUUCCAGCGCGAGGCGGAGCUGCUCACCGUGCUGCAGCACCAGCACAUCGUGCGCUUCUUCGGGGUCUGCACCGAGGGCCGCCCGCUGCUCAUGGUCUUUGAAUACAUGCGGCACGGGGACCUCAACCGCUUCCUCAGGUCCCACGGACCUGAUGCCAAGCUGCUGGCCAGCAAGGAGGAUGUGGCUCCUGGCCCAUUGGGACUGGGGCAGCUGCUGGCCGUGGCUAGCCAGGUGGCCGCUGGCAUGGUGUACCUGGCCGGCCUGCACUUUGUUCAUCGGGACCUGGCCACGCGCAACUGUCUGGUGGGGCAGGGGCUAGUGGUGAAGAUAGGCGAUUUCGGCAUGAGCAGGGAUAUCUACAGCACCGACUACUACCGCGCGAUUAGCAGCCUAGGGGCCCAGAGACCUUGUGUGACCUGCUGUGGGAGCCUGUCCCCAGCCCAGGUGUUCUCCUCUCUGUCUCCCGCGACUCCUCUCCUCCAGGCAAUUGAGUGCAUCACACAGGGCCACGAGCUGGAGCGGCCACGUGCCUGUCCACCAGAGGUCUACGCCAUCAUGCGAGGCUGCUGGCAGCGGGAGCCUCAGCAACGCCACAGCAUCAAGGAUGUGCACGCAUGGCUGCAGGCCCUGGCCCAGGAGCCUCCCGUCUACCUGGACGUCCUGGGCUAGGGGCCUGCCCAGGAACUGGGGACAGGGAGCUUCCAGGCUGGGGUUCCCCUGCUCUCAGCGACUCCCAUAGCUCCCAGCACCCCCCAGGGUGGUCGCCAAGCAUCUAACUCACCCUCAGCAUGCUGGAGGGGCUGGUGGGGGCCGGAAGUGGAGGAUGUCCCUGUUUCUCCAAGGCAGGGUUCCGCCAUGGCAAUUAUAUUUAUUAUCCCUUG
This is a messenger RNA of Echinops telfairi (small Madagascar hedgehog), 2549 nucleotides long. It is a transcript of the gene NTRK1, whose product is annotated as neurotrophic receptor tyrosine kinase 1. Lineage: Eukaryota; Metazoa; Chordata; Mammalia; Afrosoricida; Tenrecidae. The coding region runs from base 1 to 2337 and encodes 778 amino acids. Gene Ontology annotation, cellular component: signaling receptor complex; plasma membrane; axon. The record is from RefSeq and is a predicted model, not a curated record. Gene Ontology annotation, biological process: cell surface receptor protein tyrosine kinase signaling pathway; nerve growth factor signaling pathway; cellular response to nerve growth factor stimulus. The transcript is spliced from 16 exons. Gene Ontology annotation, molecular function: ATP binding; neurotrophin binding; transmembrane receptor protein tyrosine kinase activity.